This is a messenger RNA of Trichoderma gamsii, 345 nucleotides long. RefSeq lists its product as hypothetical. Lineage: Eukaryota; Fungi; Ascomycota; Sordariomycetes; Hypocreales; Hypocreaceae. The transcript has 2 exons. The record is from RefSeq and is a predicted model, not a curated record. Bases 1 to 345 code for a protein of 114 amino acids.
AUGCCUUACACCACAUCCACGUCUGCCGCCGUUCCAACCCGUUUCUCUCCUUCUGCAAUCUCAAGCGGGAACAUCAGCUCAACGCCUCCGCUACCCCAAAACCCGCCCAACAACCCAACAACCUCUGUGCUGGAACCCUCGACCUCUCCUCUGACCACCCGCAAGCUGUCAGCUGCCUUCUUCAGUUCCUCUAUCUUGAUGACUACCUUCCUUCUAAGGUCACACAGUUGCCUUAUAAAUCUACGGACCAUCACCAAGAAGAGGACAGUCCCUCACCUUCUCCCAACAAAGACCAUGCCAAUCCGGUCUAUGCACUUGCCGACUGCUACGACAUCCCCGACCUGA